Messenger RNA from Blastomyces gilchristii SLH14081, 2554 nucleotides. Its product is annotated as histone-lysine N-methyltransferase Bre2. Bases 1193 to 2554 code for a protein of 453 amino acids. NCBI's taxonomy places the organism in Eukaryota, Fungi, Ascomycota, Eurotiomycetes, Onygenales, Ajellomycetaceae. Gene Ontology annotation, cellular component: Set1C/COMPASS complex. Gene Ontology annotation, molecular function: transcription cis-regulatory region binding. The transcript is spliced from 4 exons. The record is from RefSeq and is a predicted model, not a curated record.
GUUCAUGUCACUUUCCAAAUCUAGUCAGGGCUACCCCUCUAAGUAGUUAAUUACCGUGCUUUCAUUGUUCCCUUUUUGAACUCACCCCAAACCUUAUUUAAGCCGCCCUGAAUUCCGCCUUUCCUAAUCAGUCUUCGCCUUCUUCACUCAACAGUGGCAAUAUCGAUGUUCAACCCAGACAACAACAAGCUAUACUGGCGACAACGAGGGCAAUCACGGCAAUAUCCCACUGCAAGACCUUUAGCUGCCCAAUAUUUACGGUCGUACGAAUGCCAAUUGGAAUAGAUCUGCCGUUUCAUUCAGCAGAGGAUACCAAUUCCGUCAAGCGCCUUCUGCUCACGAGUUGACAACAACAACAGAUUAGAACGUCGCAGCCCCGACCACUUCUACGGGCUGGCAACAACAGCAGCCUGUUUUUUGGUCGUUGAUUGAUUCAGGGCGAGGGAACGUAUCAAUUCCUAGCUCUGCACCGCCGCAGCAACUUUCCGGCGCAAGCCAAUCCCCAACCACACAGGUAGGGUAGACCAGACUCCCUGCUGCGUAUAACCCACAUUUACCAGCACAGCCCGAACUUAGACCGGAUUUAGGCAGGACAAUAACGGAAAAGCAGGCCCAGGGACAUAUACUCCCCUACGUACCCGUGGACGGCAACCUGUACUAUCUACCCGUAGCCCCCCUGCGCGUAUACGGUGAAUUGGGGAUAAUCUAGGUUUAGCAGCGAUUAAAUACUCCUACACGCCCCAACCAAUUAAGUGCAUUAAUCUUGUUUGGUACUUGGACGGUGUGUCAGUUUUGCUACUGUGGGGAAACAGAUAGCACAACAUUCGAUGCUGUGGAUGGGCCAUUGAAUAGUGUACAAUUUAUUUAUUUUCCCCACAGCCCAGGCCUUGCUUGGAGGCGCUGCCUUUGUCUUCUCAUUAUCUUUGCCUAUGGUAUCGUCAGCCUCGAGCUUUACAGACCUAGAUUAGAAAGUCACUGACGGGAGGGACCCCUCUUGGUCAGGUUGGUAGCCUCUACUUGUGCUAGGUUUCUUGUUGAGAUGACAUUUACAUCUUGUCAGCUCUAUCCUCAGCAAUUGCCAUGCUGUUGCUGAUACGCAAGCUCUCAGAUUUCCACACUGACAAGCAAACAAGCGAAUUGUCCAAAGAUCCAUAUUAUCUACAAACCACAUAGCAUCCUGAGUAUCGUCACCAUGGUGUCGUUGCCCCAACCCCCCAAUCCAUCCGUCUCUGCAGCAUCUUCUUCAACUCCUCCCACCGUUAACCCCUCCCUAACUACCAACAACCCCAUCGAUGCCAAUCAGACACCUCCCCCUCCGUCCUCAAAUAUGAACAAUGACCCUUCAACUCAAAAUGGUCGGGCGAAGAGAAACAAACGCGACAGUCGGAAGAAGCGCGAAGCAAAAGGCAACCUGGAAGUGGGAGUAGACGGUUCCGCCCCCGUGGCUCGCGAAAAGAAAUCCACCACUUCAUCAUCCAGUUCUGCUAUUCCUUCCUCUGAGCUUACCAUGCUCAUGCCCAUUCAGCUUGCGGAUCCGCGGCCAACAGAUGUUCUACCUCCCAGACCACGCCAGAUGAACUUCUCCUGUGAAAAACAUUCUGAGGUACUAGGCCAGUCAUGGAAGUUUUAUGAGAUUGCUGAUAAACUAAGCAACAGAAACGGAUUCCGCUACACCUAUGCUGCCAUGGACCCUUCCUUCCCACACAUAAAAUACCGCCAAACCGAUGUACCCCCUUACUACUCCCGCUUCAGCUAUGAAGACUCUCCCGCAGCCAUCUGCUUCACUGAAGACGGCUUAGCAGUCACCACAAACGAACCCUGGCACUCUGCGCGAGCUAACGUCUGCGCCCGUGAAGGCUCUUAUUACUACGAGGCACGCGUGAUCAGUGGCAUUGUAAAAGGCUCCCAGCAGACGCCGAGCGGUUCGCCGCGGGGUAACAUCCGACUUGGUUUUGCCCGUCGCGAGGCAGAUCUGGACGUUAACGUUGGCGUAGACUGUUACGGCUAUGGCAUCCGUGACGCGAGUAAUAACCUCGGCGUCGGCAAGAGGGAGAACGCGGACGAUGGGAUGAUUGGAUAUUUCCCUAUUGUCAGCUGUCAUGGCGGCGGGGCGGUGGAGGCGCGGUUUGAAGGGCCGUGGUGGGUUGGACCGCCCUCCUCAACUGAAAUUGAAACCGAAACCGAAAUGGAUGGAAAUGGCAUUGCUCAGGGACCGGGACAGGGACAGGUUAUAAAGAGCUUCGGGGAGAGGUAUGAUGAACAGAUCGUCGAGGACGUGCUUGCCGAAAUCGUGGAUGAGAUUGAGGCGUUGUUUAUGGGGUGGGGCGGUGAUGGGACUACUGCUACGGCGCCGGCGGAGGCUGCUGCGGCAGCGACGGCGGUGGAUAUGGCUGUGAACAGUGCCGAUGGCGCUGGUGUUACUGAUAGUGCAGCCGCGGCUGCUGGGCUGCUUAUGGAUGAUGGUACGAGUGUGAGUCUUAGCGUUGGGACGCCACAGUAUGGGUCUGUUGCGGGCGAGACGGUGGUGUCUGAGGAUGUUGAGAUGUCGAUGUAA